Molecule: messenger RNA, 811 nt
Organism: Chiloscyllium plagiosum (whitespotted bambooshark)
Lineage: Eukaryota; Metazoa; Chordata; Chondrichthyes; Orectolobiformes; Hemiscylliidae
Source: RefSeq, a predicted model, not a curated record
CCGCAUCAAAUCAACGGAAUCAAAGAGUGCUCGAUUUUAUUGUUGAACAUGUUUAUCUUCCCAGUUCUGCUUGCAAUGAUGAAUCUCCACAUUCUGGUCGGACAGGUAGGUGUUCUCCCAAAGCCGGAUCUGUCUCUGAAGCCUUCUUAUGGAGUGUUCGUUUAUGGGGAGAUGAUAACCAUGCACUGUCGCUGUCAGUGCCCAGUUUCAAUGAUCUACCUUUAUGGAGGUUCAGAGAUUUCUCAUCUACUCAACACUUCACUGCUGCACUGUGAUGCCUACCUUCCCAUUAAAGUCCAAGAUAUCUAUGAAGGCACUUUCCAGUGUCAAUGUCUACUCACUGCAGACCGCAGGAACCUAUCUUCACCAAGCAAUCCAAUUCAGAUACAUGUACGAGACAAACCGUCGCCACCGAUAGUGAGUAUAGUGCAAGGUUCCACAAGUCCAGAGGGAGACACUGUUAUCAUUACAUGUAGAGGGGAGAUCCGCUCAAGAGGAGGAAUAUUUUAUUUGUACAAAAGUCAUUUCAGAAGUUUCACACAACUGCGUCGUGUGACUGUGGAUGAGCAAAGCGUGAAUUUCACCAUCAGUGUCACAAGAAAAGAGGCUGCAGGGAAUUACAGCUGUCUGUACCAAACAGAAAUCUCAGGGCAUCCGAUUGCUUCCUCAUUCAGUGAAAGUGUUACAAUUGCCUGGAAACAACAAGAUAACAAUGCAGUGACACUGGUGCAUCUCUGCCUUAGUCUCUUCGUGCUCAUUACACUGACUGUCAUCAUAUUCGAACAUUUCACUAACGGCUCACCACUGACAG